Molecule: messenger RNA, 1425 nt
Organism: Symsagittifera roscoffensis
Lineage: Eukaryota; Metazoa; Xenacoelomorpha; Acoela; Convolutidae
Exons: 1
Coding region: 1-1425 (474 amino acids)
Source: RefSeq, a predicted model, not a curated record
AUGGCACAGAAAUAUCAGGAGAUCAUCGACACCGACUUGCAGAAAGGUUUCAUAGUCAAAGUUGAUGAUUCCUAUGAAGACUCAACAGGAAAAUGGUACCUUCCUCAUCAUCCAGUGACAAACAUCAAUAAACCUGGCAAGGUACGCCGAGUCCUUAAUGCAUCGAGCAUCUACAAAGGAGUAUCACUCAACAGCAACCUACUAACUGGACCAGACCUCGUCACAAACCUUACUGGAAUCGUUAUGCGAUUUCGCGAGUACCAAAUCGCUAUUUCUGCCGACAUUGAAGCAAUGUUCAUGCAGGUCUUCGUGAGCCGAGAGGAACAGCCGUAUUUGCAAUUUCUGUGGAAGGACAACACGGGCCAACCCGCAACUUUCCAAUACACCCGCCACAUCUUCGGAGCUACCGACUCACCAUGUGUUGCCUGCUACGCCACUCGACAAUGUGCGAAGGACAAUGCCGACAAAUAUCCAGCCUUGGAGCAAAUCACAAAACGCAACAUAUACAUGGACGACCUAUACAAAGCAGUUUCAACACCGACGGAAGCGACACAGUUAAUGAACGACCUUCAAAAGAUGUUCAGCCUUGGAGGUUUCAACCUCACAAAAUGGACCUCAAACUCUCAACAAUUCCUCACAACAGUCAACGAGAACCACUUGGAAAACAGCGACAGCCUCACCAAGAAGGAAGGACCCCUCGAAAGAGUUCUUGGAGUGAAAUGGAAACUAGACACGGACGUCUUUCUUGUGGAAGCAAAGAAGUUUCACGCCAUUGACAAGAAGGACUUAACGCAGCGCAAACUAUUGAAGUUUGCUUCUUCAAUCUUUGACCCGCUUGGAAUUACGAUGCCACUGACAAUUCGACUACGACAAUCACUUCAACUUGCCUGGAGUAAUGUACCUCAAUGGGACAAACCUCUAAACAUGAAGCAUUUAACAGACCUCAACGAUUGGAUAGACAAGCGAAGCCAAUUCAAAGACAUCUGCCUGCCCCGGAUUUACUUCAAACCAGAAACGAAGAUACUGGAAACCCAACUCCAUGUAUUCAGCGACGCCUCCGAACUUGCCUUAGCAUCAGUUGCUUACCUCAGAAUCAGAUACGACGACGACACAACGGAACUCAAGUUCGCCAUUGGAAAAGCCCGAGUAGCACCCAUCAGCAGAAUGACAAUUCCAAAUCUCGAGCUUCAAGCCGCCACUAACGGAGCUAAACUGUCUCGUUUCAUCAAAGAACAACAUGACAUACGAAUCGACAGUACGACACUAUGGACAGAUAGUACAACAGUUCGUCAUUGGAUAAAUUCGCCGAAUCAACGACACCGGAUCUUCAUUGCCAACCGCCUGAAUUUCAUCAUGGACUCAACAUCUUCACUGGACUGGAGAUACGUGCCCAGCAAAGACAACGCAUGGUUACAAAGCAUGUGA